GCCGGAGAAGGCCCAACCGAACAAGGACGCCAAGCGAAGCGAAGCGAAGCGCUAGGCCGCCGGGAAACCAUCUCAACAAAUAGCCCUGCCGCACGAGGUGCACGUCGUGGACCCCGCACGUCGGUGCGGCCGAUUCCACCGACUGCCCCGCACCCCACCAUUUCCCCGCCGACCGGCAACCGCCCGCGCAGCCGCCUUCGAAACGACGAAGCCAUGGGAGCCAAAUCCCGUCACGGCAGGACCCCUCCACCUUUCCCCACCGAACAGUAGCCACAAGCACCCCGAAUCCGGUGGGCGAAUCGGCGGGGGAAUCCUCUCAGAUUCGCCGGGAGAUCGUUAUGCGGUGAUGGCGCCCUGCCCUGGCGGUGCGGGCGUGCACGCGCGCUGGACGGCGCGGGCGCUGGCCGGCGCCUUCCUCGACCUCGCCAUCGUCUACGCCUUCCUCUGCGCCGCGGCCGCCGCGUCCGCGGCCUCCGCCCUCCUCGCGCUCCUCCGCCUCCGCCUCCCCUGCACCUGCUCCCGCCCCCACCUCCCCUGCCUCUUCGCCUUCCUCUUCCGCUACCCCUCCCGCGUCCUCGAGUCCCUCCUCCUCUCCCUCCGCUCCCGCUUCCCCUUCGUCGUCAACCACGACGACGACAGCCGGGACGAGGAGGAAUCCGUCGACGAGGAAGAGGAAGAGGAAGAGGUGAAUCUGAAGCGGGAGGCGGACGAGGGCAAUGACGUGCUCUCCGCGCUGCACCAGGAGCUGGACAAGGAACGCAGCGCCGCAGCAUCCGCGGCCGAGGAGGCCAUGGCCAUGAUCCUGCGUCUGCAGAAGGAGAAAUCGUCCGUGGAGAUGGAGGUGCGGCAGCAGCGCCGCACCUCUGAUGAGCGGUGUGCCUUCUACGAGAACGAGGUGGAGGAGCUCAAGGACAUCUUGCUCAUGAGGGAGCGCGAGAACAGGUCUUUGCAGAAGGAGGUGGAGUCCUACCGGCGGCUGCUUGGUAUCGCCGGGGACGAUGAGGAGGAGGAGAUGAUGACGCCGCGCAAUUACUUAGAGAGCGAUCCUAGCUCUUCCCGUUCGGUUGAUAAUAAUAAUUCUGUCUUCAGCUUCAAGAAGCAGUUCGUGCGCCAACAAGUGUCGCCCAUUCGUGUGGGCCAUGUUAAGGACAGGAAUGAAAACAGUCCGGCUUUUCAGCCACUUGGACAAGUUCCUGUGGCUGGAUCGAAAUUGGGGGCAGAUAGCUGCCAAGAUGAUGGCACUGAGACGGUGGUAAUUCUCCCACUAUCUGCCCGGAGUUUGGAUUUCCCCCAAUCUGCGCGACGUUUGGAUUUGCCCCAAUCUGCACGAUGUCUGGACUUUCCCCAAUCUGCACGAUGUUUGGAUUUGCCCCAGUCUGCACGAUGUUUGGAUCAAGGUGGUGGUGUUGAAGUUAAUGCUGCGGCUGAUAUGAAAGCUAUGGAAGAGCUGACUGCUGAUGAAUUUCAGGAGGUGGACAGUGGGCGUCUAGACAAGGCUUGCCAUGAUUUUAUGGCAAGUGACAAUGAUGCAAAUAUCUUUGAUGUGCAUGUUGUUGAUGAUAUUUGCUUCUCUACUGAAGUUAAAGGCCUGAUCGGUCGAAGCUUCUCUGAUGCAACAAUGCAAGCAGACAAGUUACAGAAUCGAGCUGCCGCAGAUGAUCUACUGGGGAAAAGUCUGAAUGCAAUCAAAGGUGCACAAAACAAGAUAAGGCUUGCAGCAAGUGAAAGGAGGCAAUCAUUACAGUUGCAACUCUUAGAGGACAUAGCUGACCAACUUCAAGAAAUCAAAGAUGUUGCAGAUGCAGGGCGACACUUACACUGUAUUUCUCCUAAAAUUUCAAAGAAAAGCUAGGCUCCUGGCGUUCUUCUGGAUGGCGGCGUUGACUACGGCAGAAGGAUUUGGUGUCUUGAAGUGGGCAUCGUGGUUGAAGGCUUGCGGCGGCGCUCUUCUUCCUCGACCACAUCGAGUGAAGACAGCGAUGCCGGGGAACUGGCGGACACGGGGACGAUCCCUGGCCGACGCGCCACGGAGAUUCCGACAGAUUGUUUUAUCAGCUCGAAAAGCAAGAGUCUGCGAUGGUUCCUCCAGUUCAGCGUUUGGUGGUUGGUCCCCUCUAUCUUCGCUGGGGCUAAUGCGGCAGCGGAGUCCGGUAGGGAACAAUAUUAUUGCGAGGCGCAAUGGGAUCUAGGGAUCAAAUUGUAUUUUGUCCCUUUUCAGGGUCCUUUGUGCAAAGCUUCCUGUCAUCUUUUUUCUCGAUGUCUCACGUGAUUUCCACAUGUUUGUCUGAUGUAAUCUCUAUGGUUAAUGGAAUGUGUGGUUACUGUUAAAAUAAAAAACUGAUGCUUGCCAUUAUUAGAUGCAAA
This is a messenger RNA of Hordeum vulgare subsp. vulgare (domesticated barley), 2364 nucleotides long. RefSeq lists its product as uncharacterized. Bases 347 to 1852 code for a protein of 501 amino acids. The transcript is spliced from 3 exons. The record is from RefSeq and is a predicted model, not a curated record. NCBI's taxonomy places the organism in Eukaryota, Viridiplantae, Streptophyta, Magnoliopsida, Poales, Poaceae.